UGCAUUCACUUCCUCCCAAUCAUCCGUUUGGCUCUGCACGGAUUCUUCACCUGCCAAUUGACUUUUGUAGAUACAUCAUUUAGACUCGUCUUUUCAGACUAUACUAUUUCAUGUUAAGAUUUGGGCAUACUUCUUUCUUCGUGUAUCUCUAUAAUACUCAAAAUGGGCAAAAAGAAGAACAAAAACAAUGGCACUGAUGCCGCCUCAAGUGCACCAUCAAAUGUGCUCACUACGACGUCGACUAUCGUAGCGGACCCCAUACUUGGCUACAGAAUCCGAGUUCUUCUCCACGAUUUCCUCAACGUCGCCAAAGAUUCUCAUUCAGAGAAACGCCUCAACUCCACAAUCGAUGAACACUAUAUCAGUGCUCCGUAUUUUGAUGAGGGACAAGCUGCGAUGGUCAAAGCUGCGAUUAUAGAUGUUGACCUUGUCAAGCAUGCUGAAGCUGCCGAUACUGAAGAUCUUGAUCAGGCUUUGAGCUCACAACGAGGAAAGAGUUUUGAAACCGCAGUUCGAGCACUUUUGGAAAGUUUCAUCGACAAACGACGUGCCAGUGGUGAUGCUCGACCAUGCGGACCUCAUCACUUGGCACCUUUGUAUGCCAAGUUCUUUGGUAUUGAUUUGGAAGAACUCAAGGAGAAUAAGUUCUUGAGUCGUCUGAGGAGAUCUGGCAUCUGAAUCAGAGCGGUAUAGACACUCUAAACUCUUUAAUAGGAUGACCUAAAUACCUACUGACAGCUUAUUUUAGGAUCGGAUCUUACGUCUCGACAUGUG
Messenger RNA from Fusarium redolens, 774 nucleotides. RefSeq names its product putative C6 transcription factor. Lineage: Eukaryota; Fungi; Ascomycota; Sordariomycetes; Hypocreales; Nectriaceae. The coding region runs from base 163 to 678 and encodes 171 amino acids. The transcript is spliced from 2 exons. The record is from RefSeq and is a predicted model, not a curated record.